AUGUCGGAAAUUAAUAUUAACGAUUUAAUUUUACGACUGUUGAACGUUGGACAGCCAGCUAAAGGUCUCACGAAAACUGUUCGUGAGCCUGAAAUCGCAUCACUUUGCCGUAAAGCUCGCGACAUUUUCAUAGCACAACCAUCGCUAAUAGAAAUCGAUCCACCGGUUCGUAUUUGUGGUGAUACGCACGGUCAAUACGGCGACUUAUUACGAAUAUUCGGUCGUGGCGGUUUUCCUCCCCUUGCCAAUUACUUAUUCUUAGGGGAUUACAUAGAUCGUGGACAUCAAAAUCUCGAAACUAUCAUAUUACUAUUUUGUUACAAAGUGAAAUUUCCAAAUAACUUCUUUCUACUCCGCGGGAACCAUGAAUGUGCAAAUGUUAAUCGCGUAUAUGGCUUUUAUGAAGAAUGUAUACGUCGUUUUAAUUCAGUUCACCUAUGGCAAAUAUUUCAGGACACAUUUCAAUGCAUGCCAUUAACGGCAUUGGUUGGUGAACGUAUACUGUGCAUGCAUGGUGGUAUAUCGCCGCAGUUGAAAAGCCUUCAGCAGUUGCGAGAAAUUAAAAGACCAGUCGAUAUCACAAGUCCAUCACUGGAAAUGGAUUUACUGUGGGCAGAUCCGGUAAUAGGUAUUAGCGGAUUUCAAAUGAAUAUGCGAGGGGCUUCUUUUGGAUUUGGAGCUGAUAUUUUGGCUGCACUGUGUAAAGAAUUAAAUAUUGAUAUGGUGGCUCGUGCUCAUCAAGUAGUGCAAGAUGGAUAUGAAUUUUUUGGAGGCCGUAAAUGUGUCACGAUAUUUUCCGCACCUCAUUACUGUGGGCAGUUUGACAAUGCGGCAGCUGUAAUGUCCGUGGACCAAAAUCUUUUGUGCUCAUUCCAGAUUUUAAGGCCAACCAUAGGCCGAGCUACUGCCAGAAUUAUACCAACUUCCAUGGGCAAAUGUUGA
Molecule: messenger RNA, 942 nt
Organism: Brugia malayi
Lineage: Eukaryota; Metazoa; Nematoda; Chromadorea; Rhabditida; Onchocercidae
Exons: 5
Coding region: 1-942 (313 amino acids)
Cellular component (GO): nucleus; cytoplasm
Molecular function (GO): protein serine/threonine phosphatase activity
Source: RefSeq, a predicted model, not a curated record